CCUCACCACCCCUCGUCACAGCCUCGUCACAGCCUCGCCCCAGCCUCGGGGUCCUCUGCAGCCACCUGCGCGUGUACGCUAUUGUCACGCAGUAAGGAGGGGCUGCGAGGCGCUCAGCCCACCAGGCACUCCAGGGAGAGACCGAAACUACAACUCCCAUCACGCCCCACAGCCUGUUCCCUCCUCCUCCUUCCCUCCCCCCUCCUCCCUCGGCCAGCGGCCGGGAGGCUCUGGGCUUUAUCUGCGGACCUGCGGGAGGGAGUCAGGUCCCCGCGAUCUUCCCCGACCCGAGCGAUCUGCCCAGCGGCGGCGGCGGCGGCUCUUAGCCGGGUUUUGCCUCCGUGCCCCCGCCAGCCCCGAACCCGCGGGGGCAGACGGUCCGUCCGCGCGUGCGAGAGGAUGGUGAUCCGCGUGUUCAUUGCCUCCUCCUCGGGUUUCGUGGCGAUAAAGAAGAAACAGCAGGAUGUGGUUAGAUUUCUGGAAGCCAACAAGAUAGAAUUUGAGGAGGUGGAUAUCACAAUGUCAGAAGAACAAAGACAAUGGAUGUACAAAAACAUCCCCCCAGAAAAGAAGCCUGCUCAGGGCAAUCCUCUGCCACCUCAGAUAUUUAAUGGUGACCGAUACUGUGGAGAUUAUGACAGUUUUUUUGAAUCAAAGGAAAGCAACACAGUCUAUUCGUUCUUAGGCCUGAAAUCACGAUUGGCAUCAAAGACAGAAUCUUAGAGAAGACAAGUGGAAGAUGACGGAGAUGCAUUUUGGAGCACCCCCUGGUACUCAGCACACACCUGCUUACCUAAUGCAUCACUGUGACUAAAGCCACAUGCAUCAUCAGUAACUUUGCUUGCCAUGGAGAGGUGUUUUAGGAAGACAUGGGUAUAAUGGGGGAUUGCAUGAUUGCUUAAAACCAAAUCAGGACUGUGGUGGGUUUUUUGUUAUUUUCAGAAUUGCCUGCAACUGCCUCAUUCACCUGGAGGUACUAGAUUUUACCUGUUACAGGUGUGCUUCCUUAAUGACUGAAAAAUAAGUGGGUGGGACCACUGGAGAGAAAAUGUUGGAUCUGCCCUGGGCUGUAUUUGAUGCCAGUAUUGUUCAGACUGGCCUCUCUUUAAGCUGCCUGGAUUGUAUCCUCGAAAUUAGUUUGCCAGGCUAUUAGAAAUCUUUUGAUCAGAAAGAAAGAUUUGCUGGUUGACAAAGAGCUGAAAAAUUUGCUGCAAAAUCACAAAUGUCACGAUUCUGGUGCUUUGUAAUAGCACCUAUAGAAAAAGUUAGAUGUUCUGGCCGCCUUUGGUGAUGGACACUUAUUUCCAUACCUCCAAAUUCCUACAGAUGUUUCCAAAAAUCACUGCUGCAACUAUGUGUGAUCGGGACCAAGUUACAGGGAUAAAAAUAGUUGCUAUUUUGUAAAAGAUAGGCUUCUUUAUCUCUUGCAAGAGAAAAAUUUCAUUUAAAUAUAUAAGACAGCUUAAAAGGUAUAUUUUAGAAGGUGUACAAAUUAAUUAGAUAGUAAAUUUAUAGGGAAAUUACCUGACUCCUAUCUGAAGGGAUUUUCAGCUCUAGCAACUUAUUUAUGCAUACAUAGCAUAUUUUUAAAUGCAGCUUCCCUAACUAAUAGCUGCUUAUUCUAUUUUGUGAAUGGAUUAUAUUUUUUUGAGAAAAGGAAGAUCUUGGUUGGAUAUAUUUUGUGAACCCUUGAUGAGGUUUACUAAAAGAUACUAAUAUUGUGGUACAGUUUAAUUUUUUUCCUGUGUUGCUUUUCAUUGAACCUCUAGCUUUGCUCACAUAUCUGACCAAUGUACGGUCCCAGAUUUUUCAGAGUAAUGUAGAUACAUGUUCUCAUUCCAUAUAUGGCUUCCAGUGGGCUUUCAGAGCAGUGUAUAUGAGAAAGAGGCUGUCAGAGAAUAGCUCUGAAUUGUACUUGGCAUGUAAAAUCUCUACUCCGUUUGGAGUGGAUGCUGAACACGUCUACUCCGUUAGGGCAGAGGCUGCUUUUCUCCAUCCUUAUCCCUGCUUACAGUCUUUAGAGUUUUUAAUUGCCAAACAUGAGCAGUCUUAAAUAGGAUAAAUUCCAAGAGGGCUGCCUAAAAUAUCCUGCUGUUCUAAGCAUCCCAAUGCAGGACUUGUUGGUCAGAUUCUGAGCAGGAUGUAAGAAAUUGAAAGAAUAGAAGAAAGCCCUGUCACAUGUGUUGUUUCAUCCUCCAACUAACUAAAUGUGGACUACUCUAAAGGACUUGUUGAAUGCUAAAGCUGAAAUCCCAGCCUGAGAUUUGCAGCCCAGGACUACAACCAGAAGAAAAGCAUGCCACAGAUUUCUACUUGACUAGAACAAAUACAUGAUCCACGAUUUUCUCUCCAAGGAAAGCUGUUGUGAAAUUAUGGGUAUUACUGUUUAGUUGGCAUUAUUAAAUAAGUUCCAGGUCAUAUUCCAUUUGCUAAAUCCCAGGGACUAUCCAGGAAACUUUUUUUUCAACUGGAUACUGUGUUUGAGUAAAUGAGUCUUCUGAUAAGACCUAGACUUUCAUUUUCAGAUAUCAACAAUUUUCAAAGUUUAAUGCUACAGUGAGCUAACUUACAUUAGUCUUCUCUUCCCAGUGAGUGCUAAGAACCAACUUGGUAAGAUUGAGGGAAAUUCUGGGGUUGUGGGAUCAACAUGAUAUUUGCUAGACUAAGACAGCUACUCACGUUUGUUCAUCUUGAAACUUUUGAAUUACUGUGGUCACAGUAGGACCAGAAUGGCUCUCCUGAACGGACUAGAUGGAUAGUAGUGCUAAAUUGCUACCAGUUACACGUCGUCUAAUGCUCACCCCGCCCUUUUUUUUUUUUUUUUUAAUCAGCACAGAACUAGGAGAGACCAGUCCUGGCUGGUAUUGUACUUGUUAUGAGUGAGGUAAAAGCACACGGUAUGGCAUUUACCGCAAUACUUGGGCUCUGCAGAGUAAUGACAUAUUGCCUUCUGGGACCACAUUGUAUUCAGAGAAUAUUGUUUCUUUACUGUACUGUUUUACCAGCUAAAUUCCAAACAUGUAAUGAUUCUUGUUCCCUUCUUUAACUAACUGCCUUUAGAUUUGAACAUUCACAGUCUUGAAAACCUAGGAAAGAACUAGGUGGGAAUAUUGGAGACAUAGAUGUAGUAUCAAAGGCAUUUCAAGACAAUUUUUAUUUCCUGUAGUAGGCUUAUUGGGACAAAGGAAAUGUGCUGCUAAAAAUAAAAUUCCAUUUUAAAAUUAGAUCAAAUACAGAGUGCCAUCCUGCUAGGUAUAUGCAGACCAAAAGAAAAUUUAGUUGGGAAAAUAAAUUCUUCCAAAUUCUGGUGUUCUAUUAAAAUCAAAGAGGAUAAAAGGAAGAUUUUUUUUUUGUCUCUCAGGCUCUGAUACACUUUAGAUUUGUUUCUGUUUUAUAGAUUCCUUCAAACACCUAGAUGUUUUUAUAUUACAUGAAUUUAAUAAUGAACUAAACUUAUUUUUGUCCUCUGUUAUUUAAAGGUACCAAAGCCUCUUUCUGUUUUUUUAUUUUAAUUUGAUUUUGCUACAUAGCAUUUUGCUUUUUCUAGAAAUGCUUUUCAUUUAACAGCUUUUCUUAAGUGUCAGGGCCUACUUUGAUCUGCAUAAUUAUUGUUUUUAGAUUUCAGUGUGUAUGUGUUUGUCUCUAAAGGCAUUGGUGAAAUCUCAGAUUUUCUAUUCAGCAUUAAAAAGGAAUAAAUUCCAGGAAACAUGUAUUCUGAAAA
This is a messenger RNA of Herpailurus yagouaroundi (jaguarundi), 3721 nucleotides long. RefSeq names its product SH3 domain binding glutamate rich protein like 2 (gene SH3BGRL2). The annotation marks the transcript as partial. The record is from RefSeq and is a predicted model, not a curated record. Gene Ontology annotation, cellular component: cytoplasm. NCBI's taxonomy places the organism in Eukaryota, Metazoa, Chordata, Mammalia, Carnivora, Felidae. The transcript has 4 exons.